Messenger RNA from Haliotis rubra (blacklip abalone), 2637 nucleotides. RefSeq names its product enterin neuropeptides-like. The record is from RefSeq and is a predicted model, not a curated record. Lineage: Eukaryota; Metazoa; Mollusca; Gastropoda; Lepetellida; Haliotidae. The transcript is spliced from 5 exons. The coding region runs from base 118 to 1707 and encodes 529 amino acids.
ACGUGAGGCCCGUGUAGUGAGGGGUCGACUUAAUACCUGUGCUGUGACUCCCGUAUAACAGUCUUCAUACUGCCCGUGGGGACCGUUUCAUGAGAGAUAUAGUUUUGUGAGAUCACAAUGAAAUCCUGGUCCCAGGUUCUACUCUGGGGAGCUUGUCUUUUCUACAUGGGAGUAGCCGAUAUUUCUGAAGCAACGGACUCGCCACUACCUAACUGCCCUAGUCCGCGCACCGUGUGUUCGUCUGUCGAAACUAACCCCACUCCGGACGAUGGCAGGGGAACCCACAUUGUGUUUCCUGUGUGUGCGUGCGCAGGUUCAACUUCCUGUCCUACAAAACCUAACAACUCCACGUUGCAGAUGACAGAGAGUCUGUGGUACGGCCUGUGUCGCCCCGUGUCAGAUGUCCCGUCGUGUCACGAUGACGAGGUAGCGUCACGUACUGUCAUUGAAGCAGAGAACUUCGACAAGAAAAACUACACAGAGAUCCAGUGCCAUUGUACGUCUGGUAUUCUACAAGGCGAGGCUUACGUGUUGGUCGACUACGAGAACUUUGGCGUCGACAAAGGCGAGGUCGGCGUGCAUGCGCGGAUGUGCGACAGUGAUGUUCCACUGCCGGAAGGCGAGCCUGACGCGACUGAAAUGAGAGACUACAAACGAGGACUUGACCAUGGCCUAAGCAGCUUCUACAAGCGAGCGAUCCACAGUGGCAUGAACAGCUUCUACAAGCGAGGCCAAAAUAACGGCAUGAGCAGCUUCUAUAAGAGGGACCGUGGAAUGAGUAGCUUCUAUAAGCGAGCGAGAGAAAACGGGAUGAGCAGCUUCUACAAACGAGACCCCAUGCGACAUGUGAGCAAUUUCUACAAACGGGAUUUGGACCAUGUAAGCAGUUUCUAUAAGCGAGCUCGGGGUGAUGGCCAAAGCAGCUUUUACAAGCGGAGUCGCGAUGACCUCAGUGGCUUCUACAAGCGAGGAAUAAAUGAAGGAAUGAGCAGUUUCUACAAAAGAGGUGUCGAUGGUGACACCAGCAGUUUCUACAAGCGUGCUCCCGGCGGGGACGUAAGCAGUUUCUAUAAGCGUGCCCCUGAGGGAGACCUCAGCAGUUUCUAUAAGCGUGCCCCUGGAGGUGACCUCAGCAGUUUCUAUAAGCGUGCCCCUGGAGGUGACGUCAGCAGUUUCUAUAAGCGUGCCCCAGGAGGUGACCUCAGCAGUUUCUAUAAGCGUGCCCCUGGAGGUGACCUCAGCAGUUUCUAUAAGCGGGCCCCUGGAGGGGACCUCAGCAGUUUCUAUAAGCGUGCCCCAGGAGGUGACCUCAGCAGUUUUAUAAGCGUGCCCCAGGAGGGGACCUCAGCAGUUUCUAUAAGCGUGCCCCUGGAGGUGACCUCAGCAGUUUCUAUAAGCGUGCUCCAGGAAGUGAACUCAGCAGUUUCUAUAAGCGUGCCCCUGGAGGUGACCUCAGUAGUUUUUAUAAGCGUGCCCCAGGAGGUGACCUCAGCAGUUUCUAUAAGCGUGCCCCUGGAGGUGACCUCAGCAGUUUCUAUAAGCGUGCUCCAGGAAGUGACCUCAGCAGUUUCUAUAAGCGUGCUCCAGGAAGUGAUCUCAGCAGUUUCUAUAAGCGUGCUCCAGAAAGUGACCUCAGCAGUUUCUAUAAGCGUGCCCCUGGAGGUGACCUCAACAGUUUCUAUAAGCGCGGACAGGAUAAUGGAAUGAGCAGCUUUUACAAACGUGGCAAGGAUCAUGUCAGCAGCUUCUAUAAGCGGUCUCCUGAAAACGAUCUUAGUAGCUUCUACAAACGCUCCCCGGGAGGUGAUCUCAGCAGUUUCUAUAAGCGUGCCCCCGGAAGUGACCUCAGCAGUUUCUAUAAGCGUGGGUUUCAGGAUAGCAGCUCCUUCUACAAGCGUUCACGUGGAGACGGACUGAGCAAUUUCUACAAGAGAGCACGAGAUGACGUGAGUGGAUUCUAUAAACGGGGACUCAAUGAAGGCCUCAAUAGCUUCUACAAGCGAAGUGUUAAUGACGGAAUAAGCAGCUUCUACAAGCGAGGACGAAGCGACGUGAACAGCUUCUACAAAAGGGGUCUCGACAACAACAUGAGCAGUUUCUACAAAAGAAGUGGUGAUGACCUGAGCAGCUUCUACAAACGCGCAAGAAACGAUUUAAUGGGCUUCUACAAGCGCAGCGGGGACGACAGCCACCUCAGCAGUUUUUACAAGAGAGCACGUGACGAAUUAUCUGGUUUCUACAAACGUGGCCUUAAUGACGUCAGCGGAUUCUACAAGCGAAGCCCGGCAGAACUAAGCUCAUUCUACAAGAGGAUGGCAAAUGGCCUCAGUCGGUUCUACAAGAGGUCAAACGAAGAUCUUAGCAGCUUCUACAAACGGGACACGGACGUCAGAGAAGACAACGAACUUGAAAACGAGGCUGACAAACGAUCACGUGACGACGUGAGUGGUUUCUAUAAGCGAGGACUUAGUGAUGUCAGUAACUUUUAUAAGCGAGACGAAAGCGAGGCUUUAUGACGUUACCUAAGAUAGGUCCACGUGACCCGAGGUAGCAGCUCUGAACUGCAAACAGGCACAGAGUUGAGGAGUGGAAAUUUGCAAUGUGUUCUCUGGAUUAAAACAUGGAUACUAUUUAUUC